CUGGCUUCUCUCUCUGCCUGUGCCUGCCCCUGGUGGGCCUCAGCCUUUUCUCCUCACACCCCUGCGCCCCAGAGGAAAGUGAUCAGCGUGCCAAGUAGCUUACCCAGCCACCUGCAGCCAUGGAUGCAAAUCAGUCCAGCUCCCCGAAGCCCCAGCCCUCCCCAAAGGCCUCCAGGGCUGAUGUAAGCCCCAACUCAAUCCUGGUGAACAAGACCCUGCAGCAGAAGACCCCCAGCAUGGUGGGGGACAGGUUGCCACCCAAGACCGGAGCAGUGGUCAUUGACAUGGGCACAGGCACCUGUAAGAUGGGCUUCGCGGGGCAGGCCCAGCCCACCUACACCGUGGCCACCAUCGUGGGCUGCCAGCCCAAGAAGCCGACCACCACUGGGCAGCCGGAGCUGGAGACCUUUAUCGGCGAGGCGGCCCGCACACGCCCAGAGCUGACCUUAGUGCAGCCGGUGCGGAACGGCAUCUUGGUGGACUGGGACGCGGCCGAGCUCAUCUGGCGGCACCUGCUGGAGCACGACCUCCGCGUGGCCACCCGGGACCACCCGCUGCUGUUCUCCGACCCGCCCUUCAGCCCCACCACCAACCGCGAGAAGCUGGUGGAGGUGGCCUUCGAGUCACUGUGCUCCCCUGCCAUGUACGUGGCCUCCCAGUCGGUGCUGUCCGCCUACGCGCACGGGAGGGUCAGCGGGCUGGUGGUGGACACCGGCCAUGGGGUCACCUACACGGUGCCCGUCUUUCAGGGCUACAACCUGCCCCACGCCACGGAGCGCCUGGACCUGGCGGGCACGCACCUGACCGCCUUCCUGGCAGAGAUGCUGCUCGGCUCGGGCUUGACGCUGGGCCAGCAGGACCUGGACACGGUGGAGAACAUCAAGCACCGCUACUGCUACGUGGCCCCCGACUUCCCCAAGGAGCAGGCCCGGCUGGGUCAGGACUGCCAGCAGGUCCUGAAGCUGCCCGACGGGCGGACGGUCACGUUGGGCAAGGAGCUGUUCCAGUGCCCGGAGCUGCUGUUCAGCCCCCCCGAGAUGCCGGGGCUGGUGCCCAUUGGCGUCCCCGCUAUGGCCAAAAAGAGCCUUCAGAAGGUGCCCCUGGAGGUGCGGGCCGAUGUGGCCCAGAACGUGCUGCUCUGCGGGGGCUCCUCGCUCUUCCAGGGCUUCGAGGGCCGCUUCCGCGCGGAGCUGCUCCGCAGCCUGCCCCCCGAGGCCCACGUGGUGGUGGCGGCUCAGCCCACCAGACACUUCUCCGUGUGGAUCGGGGGCUCCAUCCUGGCCUCGUUGCGGGCCUUCCAGUCCUGCUGGGUCCUUCGGGAGCAGUAUGAGGAGCAGGGGCCCCACAUCGUGUACCGCAAAUGCUACUGACGCAGGGCGGCGGGGGGCAUCACCUCCAAGCUCAAGGCACUAAAAAUGGCAUCACAAUGAGAACCACAAAGACUGCAGCACAUCAGUCCUCCGAGUAGUCAAGUGAGACCCACCCCACAUAGUGGUGACAGGGCACUGCCAGCCACAUACACAGAAGGGAUGUGGGACAGGCUGGGUCUCUGAUGCUACAGGAAAUGAGGAAGAUGCAGAAACUCCCACCAAUCCUGAGCUGCUGGAUGGUCUUUCCUUUAGAUCAGACUGAGGUCCCCCAACUCCAAACUUUCCCUGAUGCAGAAAUUUUCUCUACAACCCUUAUGAUAUGUGUCCCUCCCUUUUGGACACACCCAGGGAUAGAGAGCACACCACUUCAAGCCUAUUGUUAGAAAUCUCAUCUCCUCCCUGGGGUAAUAGGGAGACCUUGGCAUUCUCUGCUUGCCACACCCUAUGCGGAGCACUCAGAGCACCAGAGACCCUCAUCCUCCCCUGCCUACACACCUCCCUGGAGUCUGCUCUUCCAUGUGGAUUAGGGGCCCCAUCCUGGCACAAGCUGUGUGCAUUCCUGUCCUGGGUCCUAUGAGAGCAGUACCAGGAGCAGGGGCUCCAUAUCAUGUACUCCAAAAAUAGGGUUUAAGGAGAUAUGUGUAUACCAUGUUGACACGAGGUGGACAUGUGAUGGUUAAUUCUGUGUGUCAACUUGGCCAGGCAAUGGUGCCAAGAUAUUUGAUUAAAUACCAUUCUAGAUGUUGCAGUGAAGGUUUUUUUUUUUUUUUUAAGAUUUAUUUAUUUGAGAGCAAGAGAAAGAGAG
Canis lupus familiaris (dog) is the source of this 2175-nucleotide messenger RNA. RefSeq names its product actin like 9 (gene ACTL9). Gene Ontology annotation, biological process: axonogenesis; cell motility. Gene Ontology annotation, molecular function: protein kinase binding; nucleosomal DNA binding. Lineage: Eukaryota; Metazoa; Chordata; Mammalia; Carnivora; Canidae. The record is from RefSeq and is a predicted model, not a curated record. Gene Ontology annotation, cellular component: axon; synapse; membrane.